AUGCCCGGUGGGCUCACCGAGACACAGCUCGAGGCUGUCAGCAGCAUUGAGAGAGCCUGCUCGGCCGUAUCGCUUGUGGGAUCCAUCUUCGUCAUCGUCACCUUCUGCAUGUCCAGAAGCUUUCACAAGCCUGUCAACCGCCUCGUGUUUUACGCUAGCUUUGGCAACAUGUUGACCAAUGUCGGCACCCUCAUGUCGCGCACAUAUACUAGAUCGCCAAACUCAGUUGGCUGCCAGUUCCAGGCUUUUUUGAUUCAAAUGUUCAUGCCCGCAGAUGCCUUCUGGACUCUAGCCAUGGCAAUCAACGUCUACCUCACCUUCUACUACAGAUUUGAUGCACAACGUCUUCGCAGAAUGGAGAUCCCCUAUAUGGUUGUUUGCUAUGGCGUUCCCUUGAUCCCAGCCCUUGUCUAUAUCUUCCUGGGAGCCCGCGAAGGCAAUCGCGUCUAUGGAGACGCAACUCUCUGGUGCUGGGUGACAACGGAAUGGAAUAUUUUGCGCAUUGUAACAUUCUAUGCACCCGUGUGGAUCCUCAUUCUUGCAACCAUGUUUAUCUAUGUCCGCGCCGGUCGCACCAUUUACUACAAGCACAAGCAAUUGCACGAGUUCAGUCCGUCCAGUUCAGACCCUGUCUCCGUGGCCCACGCAGAGACAAUGACCAAUCUUAAGACGACAGAAAUAACGGUGUCUUCCACGGAAGCCGGGCAUCCCGACAUCUUGCCUUCGCAAAGCACGUCUUCCCUGGGCCCCGAAGUUGCUUCGAGAGGUUAUACAGUUGCAGUUGCUACUGGCGGUCCUCAAUCCCACAUACAAUCGGGGGUUACUCCUUCGCAACCCUCAAAAACUACCACACCAUCGGGCGCCAUAGUCGGUUCAGCAAGGCGAAGGAACCACGAAGUGAAUACCGCCUCAUGGGCAUACACAAAGUGCGCCAUACUUUUCUUUACCGCGCUGCUCAUCACUUGGCUCCCUUCCAGCGCCAAUCGUGUCUACUCCUUUGUGCAUCCUAGGACUUUGCCGACGCUAGAGAUCAUGAGCGCCUUUGUCCUGCCGCUGCAGGGGUUCUGGAACGCCGUUAUCUACGUCGUCACUUCUCGGACGGCUUGCAAAAACCUGUGGAGUGACUUCCGGCAAGCCAGGAGACCACGUGUGGCGGAGCUUGUCGCUGGUGCUCGAGAUGAGAAUUUCCACGAAGACCAGGCAAUCUCUAUGUCGCGCAGCCCAAGGGGGGUGAAGGGGAAUACUGAUUCCGAAAGUACGAGAGAGUUCGCCACAUGCGAUAAUAAUUCAAGGUGA
Messenger RNA from Emericellopsis atlantica, 1296 nucleotides. Its product is annotated as putative G-protein coupled receptor protein. The record is from RefSeq and is a predicted model, not a curated record. The transcript has 3 exons. Gene Ontology annotation, biological process: adenylate cyclase-activating G protein-coupled receptor signaling pathway; cell surface receptor signaling pathway. Bases 1 to 1296 code for a protein of 431 amino acids. Gene Ontology annotation, molecular function: G protein-coupled receptor activity. Lineage: Eukaryota; Fungi; Ascomycota; Sordariomycetes; Hypocreales; Bionectriaceae. Gene Ontology annotation, cellular component: plasma membrane.